AUGAAGAACCCAACAGCGCUUGUGCUUGCCGUSGCCUUACUGGCUUCCUUGGCAGAGGCCUCUCCGAUUGUGAGCGAAAAACAGGCCAAACAGCUCCUGAGAUCCCGGCGACAGGACAGGCCCAGCAAACCUGGAUUCCCCGACGAGCCAAUGCGGGAGUACAUGCAUCACCUGCUGGCCCUGGAGCACCGUGCUGAGGAACAGUUUCUGGAGCACUGGCUGAACCCUCACUGCAAGCCCCACUGCGACAGGAACAGGGUCCACCCUGUGUAAGGGCGUGCGUGGGCCAGCCCCGGAGUGGCCCGGCUUCUGUUGGAGCCAGCAGCAUCUUGAUGAGUCAUGACCUGGAUAAUACUGCAACUGGUCAAAGCUUCUCUUCCUUUUGAUUUUGAACUCAGAAAUGGUUGUCUUCACUCCUCAUGGGCUUGGGGCCCCUGUGGGGAAGCCAAAAGUUGCUUUGGGGAUGAAUGGCGAGUAUAUAGUCUGCUUCAUUGUACUAACCUUCAGAAAUCAUUAGAACGAAUAGCUCAAGGUGCAGAGCCCCUGCAGGCCUUCCUACCUGUUCUUAAGUGUGGGCAGAGCUGAUGGGUGGGUCCUGUAGAGGGGGAGUCGGGCAGGCUGACUGCGCUGAA
Messenger RNA from Urocitellus parryii (Arctic ground squirrel), 632 nucleotides. RefSeq names its product chromosome 7 C17orf67 homolog (gene C7H17orf67). NCBI's taxonomy places the organism in Eukaryota, Metazoa, Chordata, Mammalia, Rodentia, Sciuridae. The record is from RefSeq and is a predicted model, not a curated record.